GUUUGACCUGUACGCAUGCGCACACAGUGCGACAGUAUGGCGGAGUGUAAAAACUUGGAGUGUGCCGAAAGCAGUUUGAGAAGAAGACACAAAGGCGAAACUCUUAGUUCUUUCAAAAAGUCAGAAGACAGCAAAAGUGAAACAGUUCAACAGAAGGAGAAAAACGACAAAAAAGAGGAGGUUCGGGUGAGAACAGGGACAUACUGGCUGACCAGGAUCCUGCUGCUGAGGUCCAUCGCCUUCAUUUACUUUGUUGCCUUUACUGUGGCUUACAACCAGAACAAGCAGCUGAUUGGAGAGAGAGGUCUCACACCCAGCAGAGACUACCUGCGCAGUGUUAAACGAUAUGUGGGUGGUAAGAUCGGCUUGGCUGCUCUCUCCUAUGCUCCCACCAUUUUAUGGUUCAUGGACUGGGAAGACAUGAAUGGCAACCUAGAUGCCAUAGCCCUGGCAGGAUUGGCACUUUCUGGCUUUGUCUUCUUAUUAGGGACAGCCAACAUGAUUAUCAUGUCACUGCUGUGGAUCCUGUAUCACUCGAUAGUUAAUAUUGGACAGCUGUGGUAUUCCUUUGGUUGGGAGAGCCAGCUACUUGAGACAGGAUUCCUCUGUAUUUUUCUGUGUCCUGUAUGGAGUCUUGCAAAGUUUCCUCGUCACUGCCCACCUUCUCUCAUAUCUAUCUGGUCUUUCCGCUGGCUUAUCGUGCGAAUCAUGCUUGGAGCAGGGUUGAUUAAGAUCAGAGGAGAUCAUUGCUGGAGGGAUCUGACCUGCAUGGACUAUCACUAUGAGACGCAGCCUGUUCCUAACCCUAUCUCAUACUUUUUGCAUCACUCUCCAUGGUGGUUCCAUCGUUUUGAGACCAUGAGUAAUCACUUUAUUGAACUUGUCGUGCCUUUCUUUACUUUCAUGGGCAGACGCAUGUGCAUGGUAAACGGAGUCCUGCAAAUCCUCUUCCAGGUAGUUCUUAUCCUCAGUGGGAAUCUUAGUUUCUUGAACUGGGUAACUAUAGUACCAAGUUUAGCUUGUUUUGAUGAUGCAGCAUUAGCAUUUCUGUUUCGGCCCAGUCACCAAACUAAUCAGACCCUACUGAAGAAUGAGGAAGCAGCAGAACAAACACCCACUAAAGGUAUGCUCAUUAGGCGGGUGGUUAAUGUGGCUUUUGGCAUUUUAAUUGCAUAUCUGAGUGUUCCUGUGGUAAUCAACCUUCUAAGCCCCAGACAGGUGAUGAACACCUCUUUUGACCCUCUCCGCAUUGUCAACACUUACGGGGCUUUUGGAAGUAUAACUAAGGAGAGAACAGAGGUGGUGUUUCAGGGCACACUCAAUGUUACACACUCUGAUGAGGGUGUUGUAUGGGAGGAGUAUGAAUUCAUGUGCAAACCUGGAACGAUAGAGAGAAGACCUUGCCUCAUUUCCCCUUAUCACUACAGACUGGACUGGCUGAUGUGGUUUGCUGCCUUUCAAACAUAUGAGCAAAAUGAAUGGGUUAUUCAGAUAGCAGGCAGACUUCUAGCUAAUGACUCCACUGUGCUUUCUCUAAUGGCCCACAAUCCAUUUCAGGGCAAAGACAAACCUCGGUGGAUACGAGGAGAACACUUCAGAUAUAAGUUCACCAAACCAGGCAGUGCUUCUGCAGCGAAGGGAAACUGGUGGGUCAGGAAGCGCAUUGGUCCUUAUUUUCCCCCAGUCAACUUGGAAGGCCUCAGAAAGUACUUUCGGUCAAGAAAUUGGCCGCAACCAGAUAUCGAAUAAACAGUUCACGCUGCCAUCCGACAUAAUCAAAUAAAUAUUAUAAAAAAAGAUUUUA
Molecule: messenger RNA, 1804 nt
Organism: Silurus meridionalis
Lineage: Eukaryota; Metazoa; Chordata; Actinopteri; Siluriformes; Siluridae
Gene: lmf1
Product: lipase maturation factor 1
Exons: 11
Coding region: 16-1749 (577 amino acids)
Biological process (GO): protein maturation
Cellular component (GO): endoplasmic reticulum membrane
Source: RefSeq, a predicted model, not a curated record